Molecule: messenger RNA, 2989 nt
Organism: Propithecus coquereli (Coquerel's sifaka)
Lineage: Eukaryota; Metazoa; Chordata; Mammalia; Primates; Indriidae
Gene: ZSWIM3
Product: zinc finger, SWIM-type containing 3
Exons: 3
Coding region: 523-2499 (658 amino acids)
Molecular function (GO): zinc ion binding
Source: RefSeq, a predicted model, not a curated record
ACUGGAUAAUAAGGACUGAGUGUCAUUUCCCUUCUGUCAGAUAGCAAAGACGUCCUCAGCCUCACGUAAUCCUGUCAGGCCUAGGGCUCCUCCUCAGCUCCGUAAUGGGCCACCUAACUGGGGCGGGCCUUUAAGGCGUUCUGGGCCCAAGCCCGCCUGUAAACCCUCAUGGUGUGACCUCUGACCCCUGGUGUGAUCCUGAGGGUAGACUGGGACCAGCCCCUAGUGUUGGCUGUGGGGGCAGCCAUGGAACUGGGCAGCUGCUUCAAGACCUAUGAGGACUUCAAGGAGUGCUUCAGCGCUUACAAGAAGGAGAACAGGUGCUCCUUCAUUCUCAGGGACUGCGUCUCUGUACGGUUCCACAACCUCAACCAUGGCACCUCCAUCCGCGAGGACAUCCUGACACAAAAAACAAGAUGACAAAGGGCGAAAAACAAGACUGGAGAGAUAAGGCAGAGGCCACGCGGUGAUCACCCCCCACUAGCCUGGCCAUGCUACUGGACUGCUCCAGCCCUUCCUGGCAUGGAGCUGGAGAUGGUGACACCCCUGCACUGUGCACACAGCAGAUACAUGCAGGUGAAAUUUGUCUGUAUUCGGACCCAGUCGAACAGGAAGAGAACACGGGAGGCAGACAUGUGCCCAGCGUACUUGCUCCUGAGGUACAACGAGAGACUCGAUAGACUAUUCAUCAGUGAACUAAACACCCAGCAUAUACAUGGUGACGCCCAAACUGCUGCUGUUGGAGGAGACACCACUGGCAAAUCUCAAAAGACAAUGUGGCUACAGAAACUCCAGUCUGUGCAACCAACAAUCAAUAAAGACCUUGACAAUGAAAAGUCCCCGGUUGAAACGUUGUUUUGCAUAAAUAAGGUACAAGUGCCCUCAAAGCCAGAGCAGGAAGGCAUCACUCCUUCUGACCUGGCCAAGAUAGCAAAAGUGAUGAAGAACUUCCUUAAGGUAGAUGAGGGUUCCAUGGCUUCCUUCAGUGUGGGUGACAGCCAAGACCUGGACCGCCUCAGCUUCCAGAGCAGCAAAAUGAGUGACCUGUUCAUCCGCUUCCCAGAGAAUCUCUUGCUGCACCGGGUGGAGAAUGCCCAAGGCCACAUCCUCUAUGCUUUCUUGGUGGAGAACAAGGAACGAGAAGGUCGAGUGGUACACUUUGCUGUGCUCAAAGCCGAGACAGCCACCUCUGUGGCCAAGAUGCUGAGCAUCUUCACAGAGUUCAACUCUGAUUGGCCCAAGGUCAAGGUGGUCUUUGUGGACCCUUCAUUCCCUCACCGGGCCGUCCUGCAGGAGAUCUUCCCUGCUGCCCGCAUCCUCCUCUCCAUCUACCACACAACGCGACUCUUGGAGAAGAAGUUGCAUCGUAGUUCGGCAAAUCCAUCUUUUAAAAGGCUCAUGAAGGAAGCCCUUCGGGAAGCUGUGUUUGUCACUUCUGAUGCCAGCCUCAAAAAUCUUUGUCAGAUGUCCCAGGCCCUACUAGACGAGGAUCUCUUCAAUUUCCUACAGGCCCACUGGUUCACCUGUGAACUGCUAUGGUACAUGCAUGUCAGGAAGGGCCUGCACGCGUGUAACACCUACAUGGACAGCCUAGACAUUGUCACCAGCAAGGUGUCAAGCCUCUUUCGGGAACAGCAGUCCCUACUGGACUGCAUCCUCUGCUUUGUGGAUUACAUAGACUUCUUUAAUACCAAAGGCUUGAAGAACUUGCCCACGGCUCCUCCCAAGCUAAAGAGAGCUCGGCCGGCAAGCAUGCCGCCGAAGUCUAAGAAGGCUUUUAGAAUUUGUGGUGGGAGCCUCACCGGGCUCCCUGUGGAAGAGACAAAACCAGACUCGCAGCAGGUGCAGGUGGAGCAGCAGCCACAGGUGCAGCCCUCCCAGGGUGGCAUGCUAGAUACCUUGCACCAGAGUGGCUCUGAACUAGCUUACAAGCUGUGCCAAAAUGAGUGGGAGGUGGUACAGAGCUCCACCCACCUGGUGGACAUGGCUGGCUCCUCAGUGGACGUUCAGCUGCUAGAGGACUCUCACCAGGUUAGCAAAGAUGGCUGUAGCUGCAGCUGUUCCUUUCAACAGUGGUACCACCUGCCAUGCCGGCACAUUUUGGCCCUUCUGCACACCAGCCAGCAGCCCGUUGGUGAAGCCAUGGUGUGCCGCCGGUGGCAGAAGAAGUACCAGCACCUCCUUGGGCCCAAUGGGGAACUCCAGGACCAUGGCGUGGUCCCAAACACAGGCCAGCCUGAGAGGCAAGGACAAAACAACAUGAUUCAGGACCUAAGCAGGGAGCUGGCAAACCUGCUAAUGCAGACUGAGGGGCCAGAGCUGGAGGAACGCUAUUCCACCCUGCGCAAGAUUGUGGACAUCUGGGCUGACCCCUGUCAGCUGCCUGAGUCCAAUCAGCAGCCAGGAGACUUCAAGGACGUGGGCCGUCUCCCCUUCCUCUGGGGAAAGCAAGAGGAAGGGGAGGGACUCCCUCCGGCUGCAGCCAUGAUUCAUGACUGAAGCUCGUGCACUAACACAUGGGAGCAAAACCCCUCUCCUUAGAAGUUUGAGAGUUCAAAGUGGGCAGGACAUGCUAAGGGACAGCAUUUUAACCAUUGUCUUCCUAGGUAAGGUUGGAAAGAUUGUUACAAUAGGGAGAAGAACCCCACUGUGUGACAGUCUUUGAGUCUGCCCUUUUUCAGCCCUACCUUUGCAUUCCUUGAGAGCCUCAUUCAUUGUUCAAGGCCAAAGUUAUCUCCAUGCUAAAAGGUCACCCCUCUGCCUCCCCCAACCUCUGAGAUCACAUCUUAUUCACCCUACAGAGAUGAACCCCUGCCCUAGGAUAGGGUGAGACAAAAUGGGUCUGGUAAAAGGGCCUAUUUUCAGGGACAAAGGGAAGGAGGAGGGUGAUCUUUGGCUGUUGCUGCUCUUUAUGAACAAUCUGUUAUUUGUAACUAUUUUUAUUCAUUAAAUAAAGCUUUGUUUUGUUUUUUAAAUAAAAUCAAAUAAG